Messenger RNA from Micropterus salmoides (largemouth bass), 5441 nucleotides. RefSeq names its product myocyte enhancer factor 2cb (gene mef2cb). Gene Ontology annotation, molecular function: histone deacetylase binding; DNA-binding transcription factor activity, RNA polymerase II-specific; RNA polymerase II cis-regulatory region sequence-specific DNA binding. Lineage: Eukaryota; Metazoa; Chordata; Actinopteri; Centrarchiformes; Centrarchidae. Bases 799 to 2268 code for a protein of 489 amino acids. The record is from RefSeq and is a predicted model, not a curated record. Gene Ontology annotation, biological process: cell differentiation; heart development; positive regulation of transcription by RNA polymerase II. The transcript has 11 exons.
CCGUGCCUCUUUCAUUAAAGUAGAGUUGGGAAAUGUGAGCCCGCCCCCUUUCAGGAGUCAAAAAAAAAAAAAAAAAAGAGAAAAAAUCGAUUAUUUCUCCUCGCUCUGGGAGAGGAGAGGGUUUGGGGAAAGACUCGGUCGGGAUUGUGGGAAGGAACAGAAACAGCCUCUCAACCUCACCAGCAAGCUCCAGACGUCCAGCUGUACACCAGCACCACCUCAGCCAUCGCCGCUACAUCGCUACACCCGGACCCUCUCCGCUCACCGGCACCUCGCAGAGAAACCAGGCGAAGCGUCCUUGCCGCUUCCUGCGCACACACUGUCCGAUCAGAGAGAGAGAGAAAGAGAGAGAGACGGAGAGAGAGAGAGUGUGUGAUAGAGAGAGAGGGGGAAAGAGAGGGAGAGAGAGUAGUUUUCUCUGACAUUAUAGAGACUCCAACCACGUACUGUAGGUUACUUUUUUCCUCCCGGCGACGUCCUCUGCUAAGUUGCGCUCCUGGAUUUUAAGUGCGUCUUGACGAAGUCCGUCCCCAUCAAGCAGCGGCUUCAACCUUCCUGUCAAUCGGCCGGACCGAACAACCGGCGGACCGCUUGUUGUAUCUUACACUUCAUCCGGACAAGAUUUCAUACGAAAUAAAGUACGGAUGCUGGAAUCUUUGACUUGAUUGGAACAAAUAGAAAGCAGAAAAAAGACAGAUUAAGAAAGAGCAGAAGAGUGAAGAGAAAGAAGAAGAAAGAGGAGAGUGAAGAAAGCAUAAAGUUCUUUAGAAAGAGGAGAGAAAGAAAGAGACGGGGACGAUGGGGAGGAAAAAGAUUCAGAUCACGCGGAUUAUGGAUGAACGCAACAGACAGGUGACAUUUACAAAGCGAAAGUUUGGCCUGAUGAAGAAGGCGUAUGAGCUGAGUGUGCUGUGUGACUGUGAGAUUGCCCUGAUCAUCUUCAAUAGCACCAACAAGCUAUUCCAGUAUGCCAGCACAGACAUGGACAAGGUCCUGCUUAAAUACACCGAGUACAAUGAGCCCCAUGAGAGCAGGACCAACUCCGAUAUUGUGGAGACAUUGAGAAAGAAGGGCCUAAACGGCUGUGACAGCCCAGACCCCGACGCAGACGACUCGGCAUUGAGCAAGAAGGAGAACAAAGGCGACGAGAGCCCGGAGCUCGAGUCUACUCUCACCCUCACCCCACGCACUGAGGAGAAAUACAAACAGAUUAACGAGGAGUUUGAUCACAUGAUUAAAACUCAUACGAUAUCUGCCGUGCCCCCAUCGAACUAUGAUAUGCCUGUGUCCAUUCCUGUUAGCAACCAGAACAAUCUCAUUUACAGCCAUCCUGGUGGUUCCCUAGGCAACCACAACCUGUUGCCACUGGCACACCAUGGCCUACAGAGAAACAGCAUGUCUCCCGGAGUUACUCACAGACCCCCCAGUGCAGGUGGCCUCAUGGGUGCUGACCUCACCACUGGCGCAGGCACCAGUGCUGGAAAUGGAUAUGGCAACCACCGCAACUCACCAGGUCUGCUGGUCUCUCCCGGUGGCAUGAACAAGAACAUGCAGGCUAAGUCUCCCCCACCCAUGAACUUAGGCAUGAACAACCGCAAACCUGACCUACGUGUGCUCAUCCCCCCUGGCGCCAAGAACAACAUGCCCUCCAUCAACCAGAGAAUAAACAACUCUCAGUCUGCUCAGUCCUUGGCCACCCCAGUGGUAUCAGUAGCAACUCCCACUCUACCAGGACAAGGCAUGGGUGGUUACCCAUCUGCCAUCUCUACUUCUUAUGGUACCGAGUAUUCCCUGAACAGUGCAGACUUGUCCUCCCUGUCUGGCUUCAACAGCGGCAGCUCCCUUCACCUCGGCUCAAUGAGCGGGUGGCAACAGCAACACCUUCAGAACAUGCAGCAUUCAGCCCUUGGCCAGCUAGGAAAUUGCUCUAGCUCUCACUUAUGUCAGGGUUCAAAUCUCUCCCUGCCCUCUGCUCAAAGCCUGCACAUCAAGUCCGAACCUGUUUCUCCUCCUAGAGAUCGCACCAGCAGCACACCGGGGGGCUACGGUGGCGGAAUACCACCUCCCCAGAACCCCUCGUCCCGCCAGGACUCGGGACGCUCCCCUGUUGAUAGCCUGAGCAGUUGUAGCAGCUCCCAUGAGGGCAGCGACCGUGAUGAGCACAGGAAUGAGUUCCACUCACCUCUGGGACUGGCCCGGCCCGCCCUGGACGAGCGCGAGAGCCCCUCCAUCAAACGGGUGCGCCUGUCAGAAGGAUGGGCGACAUGAUAGCUCUGACCACUCCCCGGCAGUGCCCCGAGUUGCCCUGAGCCCCGACAACGCGGCGUUCCCUCCUCUUCCUCCUCUCACUCGAUAUCACGAGUCACUCACCAACCAACCCCAUGGCCUCUCUCCUUUUAUCUCUUUAACGCUGAAGGAAAGAAAAGGGACAGCCCUUUUCAAAAAUAUGUUUGAAUUUUCUUUUCGUUUUUUUCUUUUCCUUUUUCUUUUUGCUGAUUGUGUGUGUGCUAUACAUAUUGACAUUAUAUAAACCAGUGGGGUGUUGUAAUGGGGGUUUGGGAGGGUGGGUGUCGGUUGGGAUGGGAUAUAGGGGUAUUUUUGUUGGGGAACUAUGCAUAAAUUGUAUUGUGUGUGGAUAAAAAGAAUCAUGUAUGCAUAUAUCUUUACACGUGUGUGUAUGUGUACAUAUAUGCAUAUCAACAAAUAAACAAAAAAAAUAGUCAGGUACUCUGUUUCAUAAAACGUACUCACACUUUGCCUCAGCGAUAUAUCAGUGACUAGAGACAAAAAAAGGAAAAAAAACAUUAACAUGAGAGUGAGUGUGUCCAGUGGAAAAACACCUUAGCACUUGAGUUGGACAAACAAUACAUGUGUACAGUGUCAGUUUCAUUGCUAUAUACCUUCUCUGCAGUUCUCCCUUGCAAAAAUGUGUGUUAACAUUAGAUGAUGUCAUGUUGCAGGUUCAACGUAUUUAUGUAAAUAGAAGGUCAAGGGGGGAAGGGCAGGGGUCAAAAGUUGCCAGACAUUACAAGAUUUAUUUACUCACUAAAUGAAAAGCUAUUAUGCAACAUUUGAAGGAUUGUACAGGUAAACAGGCAGACCCAAUGCUAAAUGUGUGGAACCCUUGAUGAUUUUAGUGCUCCCCUUAAAGAAUGGAGCUGAGCAAGGACCACCCUCUGAUCUAAGAGCUACGUUAGUGUAAUCAAGAAAACUCUGGAUCUAGUAUUAAUAUUCAAUGUUGAUAAUCAAAAAAGGAAAAAAUUAAAAACAAUUGUACGAUACACUUGCUUCUAUUUUCAUAUGAAAGGAAUACAAUGCAAAGCAUUUUUGUGGCUUUUUGUAGUUUCUAUAAGCCAGAAUGUGUUUUUUGAUAGCUUUGCUAAUAAGAGAUGGAUAGUUCGCCCAGAUGGGAAAUGACAGGGCUUCGAAGCCCUAAGCCAUGAAAAACUGAGAUCCAAUGCUUUGCUGAACUGUUUUAUCUUUGUAGAGGUCUGUUUUUAAACGUGUAUUUCUAAUUAUAUAUAAUAAUGGUAAUAUUAAGAAUCUUUAAAAAAAAAAUCUGUGAAAUUAACAUGCUUGUGUAUAGCUUUCUAAUAUAUAAAUAUAUACUAAUGAUUUUUGUUGGUUUCUUAGUGGAGUUUCUAUGUGCAGUUGCACAUGUUGUCUGGUUUGUUUAAUUUGAGCCCUGAACAUUGCUGUUCAGGGGUGUAUUUAGUCUAACCUUAAAAACCAGCUGGAAAGCAUUGCCAGGGUUUGUGUCACGGAGGAAAGACAGGCCAGAAUGCUGAAAAACAACCUGUUAGUGGAAAAUGUCAUGAGACUGGAACUGGGGAUGACACAGAAAUAAAUGUUGACACAUGAUUGUCAUUCUGACGAGUGAAAUGAUUGACCCUCAAUCCAUGUCUAGAUGCAUUUUAAUGCAUCAGAUAUUAUAUUCUUAACCUUAAUUAUCUAAUAUAGUAAUAUAAUCUCAUAAAAUAUGUUUUGGAAUCAGUGUUCUGCUCCAUCUCAAAUCUUCACCACAGUGUUAGCUUGUGUUCAAGAUGACCCAAUCUACACUUUUUUUUUUUAAUCAUAUUUAUGGAAUAUCAUUUGUUGAACACAUUUUUGUUAAUAAUUAUCCCUGAUCAUUUGCAAACCUAAUUUAAUUCUGUGCCGUCUUGUGACUCCUCAUGUUCCACUCUUCAAAACAGGGUUCCACAUCAUUUGCCACAUGUUCCUGACGGUUCAGCGUCAGAUACGCAAGGACAAAUUGAUCAUGCUGGUCUGAAAGAAGCACAAUUGUUUAUUUUAAAUAAAUUGUUGUUUUGAUUUUCUCUUUUUUAAACAAUGAAACUAGCCACAUAUCUCUCUGCCUCCCACUCCCAUAUCUGCUGUCACUUAAGUGUUCUAUGUGCAUAUUUCAUGAAGGUUCACUAUGUUGUUACUGUAUACAGUCUGUGUAGUCAAACAGAGGCAGAGCCUCUAUAAUGGUGUUAUUCUCUUUUUUUUAAUUCAAUACAAAAAGGUUGAGAAAAAAAAAUAAACAUGAUGUUUCAGGCAGCAUAAGUGUGGAGAAACCAAAGCCAGUGGCAUUUCUGUGUUGUAAACUCAACUUUUAUUUUCACAUUCAUUUAUGGUUUUUGCAAGCGUUGAAAUAAGACAAUAAAAGAAUUUGCUCAAAUGUACAAUUGGUUUCACAUUUCAAUUUCAGUCAGUCAAAUGUAGCUUUAGAUAUCAAGCUGCAUAGUCAAUACCCACAACAAAAAUGUACCUGUUUUGUUGCUCAUUUGCCCAACAUGCCAACAUGUCCUGAUGAUUCUUUUGAGUUCUGUAGGUUUGACAAUAAUAUUAACUAAAGCCAUGGAGAAAACUUUAGAUCUUUGUUUUUUUCCUUCUUGUGUUUGUUAAAUUUGAAGCCAUUCUUUUGCAUCACCUGUUGAUCAGUUGUUCUUUUACAUUAUUAUAAUAGGCUAAAUGUUGGUACCUCAAAAUUUACCCAAGCAGUACCUCAGCUGAUGUUUUGAUAAGUCACUUGCAGUGAAAAGGGGAGACCAUACACCUGUACAGCCAUGUGUAAUAACCAUGUAAUACCAGUGCUUAAGGUCCCUACAUUCACAUGGGAUUCUUUGUUGCUCCACCGUGUUUGUGGUUUAUUUAAGUUGUAUUCAAAGGCUGAAAAGGAUCUUUUUAAAAAGAGUAUUAUGUUACAAUGCUUAAAAAGUCAGUCUGUAGUAUCACAUGUAGCUUGUAUAAACCUGAAAGUGGGGGAGGUUUGGAACUAAUGUUUUCUGGAACGCAAGAGCGGCUUUCAGCGGCAUAAGCUGGCCUUUGUCGCCACUUGAGACUAAGAUGGUAUUAAAUUAAAUCCACAUCUCUGUAACUCAAGGGACUUGAUUCAGCUGUAUGUAGUGAAAACGUAUAGGGAUGAAAUAAAAGUCUCCUCUGCUGGAGGGAAAGGC